Porites lobata is the source of this 950-nucleotide messenger RNA. The record is from the annotation of a GenBank genome assembly. NCBI's taxonomy places the organism in Eukaryota, Metazoa, Cnidaria, Anthozoa, Scleractinia, Poritidae.
AUGUCUCAUUCUAGUGGAAACAACGGCUCGACACCAAAGCCCAACUAUAACAAGCACUUCCCCUGUAGUUUUAUGUUAAACUAUGGGGAAGCGCUCGCCAACCUCAGCGACGACAAGAUCAUCUGUCGUCUGUUCGACUGGAACUGCGAGUGGCUCUCGCGGCCGAACAUAGCCAUAUCCGAAAUGGCCAGUACCCAAAAGGACAACUGGACCAACAUAAUGGCCUAUAGAGGAACCGUCUUCACUGAAGACUUUGUUGACGACCUGCGGGGCUUUGUCGAUCCCAUCACCGACGCCCUAAGACGUGUCCACAAAAAAGACAAACUAGACACAGAUCCCCCGGAUGCCAACGAUGUUCUCCAGAUCCUCAAAGCCAUAAAUUUUGAUCCUUGGGUGGAGGACCUUUUUACAGAUGCGUUCAACGCCGUUUGGCCCGUGCUCAUGAUGGCAAGCUCGUGAUCAACUGCCUGAUGCACAACCCGGACGUGCUCGCAGAGCGCACCGUCCGAGCUGCCACGUCCGAAAAAUUUAAGGCAGACCCAACCUUCAAAAACAUGAUGAAAUAUCUAAUAGACAUCUUGAUGAUGCGGCGCACCGUGAAAAGAGCCACAAACGAUUGGGAUUCAGCUGCAUAUUUGCAAGACGAUGAGGACGACAGCCAUCAGCAGCGGCCCAGCAGAUCGGGAAGAACCCUGGCACAUCCCCAUCCAACAAGCCAAGACUCAUCUGCUGGACCAUUCACAUCCAGAAGACGUGUGCCCUCAACCUCAACAGACAGAGGUAGGACUUCAAGGAGACAUCCACCCAGCCUUGAAGUCAGUGGCAUCACUGCGCUAGCCAAGAGCGACGACGAAGAGGACCAACUGCUGGCGAGGCCAAGACAAAAAACCAGAUAUCAGCCCAGCCCUCUGGACAAAGAAGACGACUUGUCCCAAGACAAUGAACUGUGA